GAUCUGAAUAUGAAGUUGAUGAGUAUAGGGUUACCAGAUUAAUCAUUGAAGACACCGGGACAUUUAUUAUGCUGAGCAGACUAAAGCUAAAUUCGGCACCAAAAUGAGCGCCCGCCGGGCGCGAUACAUUGAGAGCCGGAGGCGCGAACUUACUAGGGGGGUUUGGGGGCAUGCCCCCCCGAAAUUUUUUCAUUUCUAGAAGCAGGGAGAUGCGUUUUCAGCAGUUUUGUGACGGUGGUUACACUAAAAAUAUAUGUUGUUGAAUGGGUUAUUUCGAUUGUCACAUAUGUUAGUAAUAUUUGUAGGAGCCCGUCCGUAAUUUUGCCAUGACAUCCAUACCUGUUUUUGUAUGAUUUUUGUUGUUUUCUUGGAAUGUACAUUUUUUGAAGAUCUCAUUAAAAACUACACAUACAAGUUGUACAAGUUGUAUGUACAACGUUUAUAUUUCACAAGCAAUGUGUUCUUGAAUUUGUGACCAGUAUUCAAAUUAACACUGAUUGGCAGGUGGACAGUGCUCCUAUGUGACUGCUGAAAAUGGACAAUAAAGAAAUAAAAGCGGCAUUGAAGAAUGCACGCGAGGCCAUUUCUAAUAAAGAGUAUGACGCAGCUUUGCAGCAUUGUCAAAAUGUACUUGAUGCUGAUAAUAAGAAUUAUAAUGCCCUGGUGUUUACCGGACUAGCUGCUGAUAAAUUAGAUAAAACAGACCAAGCAUUGAAAGCUUAUAUAAAGGCUACAGAGCUAAAUCCUGAUCAAAUACUUGGUUGGCAGGGUUUGUGUGGAUUUUAUGAAAAGAAUCAAGCCUAUGUAUCAGUGUACAAAAAGAAUCUUGUUCCAGUUUAUGAAAAAAUGAUAGUUCUAUACAAAUGUGAUGCCACUAAAAGGAUAGAAACCAUGAAGAGAUUAGCAGGUAUUCUUAACGAACUUGGAUCAACAGAUAAGUGUAUCAAAGUAUAUCAGGAUCUAUUAGAUGAAACAGAAGAUGAUAAAAAUAAGCUAGAGAUAAAACAGACUAUGAUCAAACUUUUAGAAAGUCAAGAUGUUGUUCAAACAAAAUUAUUGUUUGAUUGUUAUGAUAGUUGUUUAGAAGGUGGACAGCUUACACCUGAUGAGAAAGAAGCCAUGUUAACUGGUUAUGUAUCUAUUAUUGUAGAUAAAAUGCCAAAAGAUGUGAUUGAAGUUGAAAUAAACAAGUUAUCUCAGUUGAAUCCAAGCUCUGCUGUUUUACUAGAAUAUCAGAUACUCAUGAUGUUAGAAAAAAACAUUGAAUAUCAAGGUAUUGUCGAUAAUAGUUUAUUAAGAGAUAAGAUGAACUCCUUAGAAGCUGUUGUAAAUGAAAACAAUGCAAUGUUGAAGAUGGUUCAGGCAUAUUUUUUGCUGGUGGAGAAAAAAUAUGACCUUGCAAAAGCUAACUUACUGCAAGCCAGAGAGUUUUAUCCCUAUUAUGCUGUUGUUUACUGUUUAAUAGCUGUUGUUUAUUUACAUCUGGGUAACAACCAGUCUUGUAUCAAGUAUGUGGUUGACUGUCAACAAGUUUUAAAAUCAGUAAAGAAGAAGUCCCUUUGUAUCGCCGAUAAAACAUUGAUAGAGAAAUAUUUAAAUCUGCUACAAAGUAGAGCUUUAUGUAAUAUUGGUACUACUACAUCACUUCAACAAGCUAGUCAUAUACUUCUACAGGGUGAGGUAAAAGGAGAAAGGGAAGUUUUAUUGUGUAAAAUCUACAUGAAACAAGGACAGACUGAAAAGGCUAUGGAAUUGAUUAAACAGCUAGAAUGUGAAGAACAUGUUAAAGAGUAUUACCUGGCGUGGUAUGAUUUUAGUAAGAAGAAAUAUGACUUAGCUUUGUCAAGAUUAGAAAAAUUAUGUUGUUCAGCUGACAAUGGUGGAAGUGAUGCUUGGUGUUUAAUGGGUAAAGCUUUGUGGCAGAUGUUGCAAACGGAUCCAGAUAAUAAAGAAAGGGAGCAGAAAUGUUACACAACUUUACUUAAGGCUGCCCAGAAAGAUCCAAAUAAUGGUGAACCAUUUUUAUACUUGGGACUUUUCUAUCUUAAUAUACGUAAGGAUAAUAGGAUGGCUAAGAAAUGUUAUGAGAAAGCGUACCACCUAGAUUGUACAUUAGAAGAAGCUGGUGCUGCUGUAUGUGAUAUUAUGACUUCUAUUGGUGAACAGGAUGCUGCAUAUGAUCUGUUGUUGAAAGUUACAAAUGAAGCCAGUGCUGGGAGCGCUAAAUGGGCAUGGUUGCGACUUGGAUUAUGUCAGAUUAAAUUAGAUAAUGCUGUAGCAGCUAUAUCUUCAUUUCAGUCAGCUUUACGAGCAGAUACAACUGACAACCAUGUUUGGGAAUGUUUGGCAGAAGCAUAUUUUCACAGGGGAAGUUUUACAGCUGCUUUAAAGGCAUUUACUAAAGCCUCUGAGUUAUGUCCCGAAUCACUGUACUGUAAAUAUCAAAUAGCAACCAUUACUCAAACAUUAGGGAUUUAUGAUGAAGCUGUCACAACUUAUAAAGACAUCUUAGAUAUAUCACCUAACUAUGUUCCAGCAUUAAAAGGAUUGGGUGAGACUAAUUUAUUAAUGGCUAGAAGUCAUUUGAAUCAGAAUCUAGAUGGCAGGGUUAAAGAUAAUUGUGAAGAAGCCCUGGUAUUUCUUACAAAGGCAGCCAGUGAACGAUCUGAUAUGUCAUGUUUGUGGAAAUUACUUGGUGAUGCUUGUAUCUUGGUGCUACCAUUAGCAUCAGACAACUUUAUCUUGUCUGUACCAAAGAAACUAUUAGAAAAAUGUGAUAAAAAUUCUGAUGAAUUGGUAGCAAUAAAGAAACGUGAAGUUAUUCAACUUAGCACAAGGUGUUAUGGAAGAGCAUUAAAAAUUUUGCCAGAAAAUUCAAUGUUGUGGCAUGACUUGGGUAUUGCAUAUUUCCACCUGUCAGAAUUAGUUCAAGAAAGUGAGAGGAAAUCUGUUAUUGAAAAGUCAGUUCAGUUUAUGAAAAAGGCCAUAUCUCUUGAUUCCACUAAUCAUCUUCAUUGGAAUGCACUGGGUGUGAUUUCAGCUUCAAAAGAAGUGAAUAAUCCUGAACUAGCUCAACAUUGUUUUAUUAAAUCAGUUAACACAGAGACAAAUAAUGUUGUAGCGUGGACAAAUCUUGGAACUCUUUAUCUUAUUCAUGACAAUGUAAAUCUAGCUCAUGAAGCUUUUAAGGUCGCCCAGAGUUUGGAUCCUAAUUAUGUAGCAUGUUGGAUUGGUCAGGCUAUAAUAGCAGAAACUGUUGGACAUGAAGAUACAAUGGACUUGUACAGACAUACCACAGAACUGUCUUAUCAUUCAGAAGGCUCAGUUGGUUAUGCUCACUGGGUGUGUAGUAUGUUACAGGACCACAGCAAACAUCAUACAGACAUGUUUCAGUAUAGCAUUAAACAAAUGGCUGCUAUUCCAUCUGCCGCAGACACACUGACAAGAUAUUUAGCAAGAUGUAAUGAUGAUACAACAGCAUUGAAUAUGUAUGGUCUUCUACUUGAACAACAAACUUUUUAUAGUUCAGCUUCCACAGCUUUAGAAAGAUGUGUAAGUCUUUUGGAAGCACAAACAGUUCCAGAUAUAACCAAACUGAACAAAGCAAGAUUGAAUUUGGCAAGAGUUUUAUGUAAACAGAACUUAUAUGAAAAGUCAAUAGAGAUUUACAAACAGACAACAUCUAUAGAACAAGCAGAAGAUAUUUGUUACUAUGGCUACACUUUAUAUAAGGCAGGUGAUCUAGCAGAAAGUUUUAAAGCAUAUGAAAAAGCUGCUGAAAUAGUUGAGAAAGAUGAUGACAGAUCACAUGUUUAUGCUGCUCUAGGAAUGGUGUCCUAUAAAUUUGGUGAUUUAGAUGGUGCCAAAACAGCACUGUUCACAGGAUCACAGACCAGUCCACCCUCGAUUAUAGGUCUCAAAGCUCUGUGUGGUUUGGGUCUGUUACAAUCUGAUGUUACCUUGGUGACAGCUGUUUUACAAGAACUGGUUAAACAGGAAGACAAUCAACACAGUGAUACAAUGUGGUUUACUGUGGUUCUAGAUCUUGUUCAGGGUAACUUUAUUCAGCCAAUGAGAUAUCUACAGAGAACUAUUCAUACCAAUCCUAGAUUAUAUGAAACAUGGUUGGUGUUAGCUGAACUAUUGGUUAAAUAUUUUCCUGAACGUGGAACAGCAUCAGCUAAUUGUAUCAGAGUAGGAAAAUAUAUUAGUCAAGUUAAUCAAGAGAAUGCAUUAACAAAGAAUUCAGAUCUGCUUACAUUGGCACAACUUCAAUCAGGACAGCACAGCCGUAAACUUACAGAUAGAAAUACUGUAAAAACAGCACAACAAGUAUUACAUAAUAACCCAGGAAAUGUAAGAAAUUGGAUAAGUUUUAUAAGUUGUUUACAUGCUGAAGGUUUGGUGAGGAGAUGUUUAAAAUCAGAUGGUGAUCUUCAUCAGGUUGAAUUGACGUAUUUGGACCACAUUCUUCAAAAUAAUGAAGAAGUUAGUAAUAAUAUCAAGUUAAAACUAUGGUGUUAUAAACAGAAAGUUAUAUGUUUAAUGGAAACAGGUCAGAUGGAACAAGCGCAACUAUUUCUAAAACAGGUUAGCAAUGAAUUUGGUGAUCCUGCUUUUUCUACAACAAUAUUAAGUAUGUUAAAUGGUAGUCGACAAGACAAACCAGAAGUUGGUAUUAAUCAACAAGAGGGUUUAUAUUUAUGUCAGAUAUUGGUAGAGAGCUAUAUACAAAAUGGUUUAUUUAUUGAAUCUGUUAAUUUAUUAAAACAAUAUUCUUCACAUUUAUCUGAUGAUGAAAAGAAGAAACGUCUGAUGAUAGCCAUACAGAUAUCACAUAUUACCUAUAAAUUAUUACUGACAAAAUCUGAAGAAGAUAUUACAAUAAGACAGUUAUUUGAUGAUAGUAUAACAGAGCUAUUAGAACUUGAUCCUAAUAAUGCUAUAGCUCUAUUGAUGAAAGGUGCUGUUCUACUUGGCACCAAUUAUAAAGACCCGAAAAGAGCUCAAAUGCUUGCUAAGAAACCAUUACUACAGAGUUACAACCUAAGUCAGUUUGAUACCUGUUUCAAUAUAGGAUCAGAUAUAGCAAGAAAACAACUUAUACAAAUUCUACAAUCAUCAAAAAAAGAUGACCCGUUACUUGAGAAAUUGUUAAUGAAAUCUGAAGAAAAUCAGGAUGUGUCAGCAGAUGAAGAAAAAUAAUAAAAAAAAUAAUUUGUUAUUUGUGAAAUUUGUUAUCUGACUUUCUGUAUUCAUUGGUUUCUUAUGAUCAAAUCGGAAUUUUUUUUAUUUAGUCUACCAAACUAUAUUGGCCCAAGCAUUAAAGAGCUACUCAAACUGGAUUGUUAGGAAAGCCCUGAAUUCAGUCCUGUCUCUGUUCUGCCACUUUUCUCCCAGUCCCGAUAACUGAUGUGAAGUCGAAUUGUGACCUGAUCAAAUACAUGGACCAAGUUUCAUCAUUUUAUCAAUUAUUCUAUAUUUACUUGAUUGUUACUGUUUGUAAGAUUGAGAUAAUUCUCCGUAUAGUAUACAUUUUUGCCGUAGCAGAGAUGCAACAAGAAGGAACAGAGAGAACUGAAAUAAUAUGCACGUAAUGUCCAUCUUCAGUUUAAGGAUGUUUAUACGCCCACAGUACCACACGUAGUUUGGUCGUAUAUAGUUGUCGCCCCUCGUUAAUUUGACGCAAUCUUUUCAAAUUUGGUGUGAUGAUUUCAAACCUAGAGAGGAUGAUCCUGUUCGAAUUUCAUCAUUUGUUCCAGAAUCAUUCCUCUGUAUUUAUCCGUCCAUUUCCGAAAAUCUUGUUAACGCGAUAGAAAUUACAGUUUUUAACACAAAUGUUUUCAAAUUUGUUGCGAGGCAUUAAUUACGACUGUGAAAGGAUUAACCCUAUUCCCCAGCCUUUCCGACAUGUGUUAUCCGCCCUUUUCCAAACACCUUGCUCACGCGACCCUAUUGCUUUUCAAAUUUGGUGUGAAGCAUUGGACAGAGAGAGAAAUGGGGUUUAAUUUCCAUUUGACACAAACUAGAUCAUUUCGGGACUAACAUAUGGUUCAAUUUUAUUUCAAUAAUUUACUUGCACGUAGGGGUCUUUAGAAGUGGGAGUAAACCGGAGGACCCGGAAAAAACCUAUGGCGACCCUAUUCCUUGUCACGUACAACCGGGUAAUCGAAACCACGCCAGUUGACUCUAUGACAGACCCUAUGAUACAGCGCGCAUGUGCUAACACCCCCCCCCCCCCUGAAGCAUUGGAAUCGGACCGGAUUGACCCUGAUAAUUUUCCAAUCUAGCACUUUCUGUUCCAGAGAUAUGUGUUGGGAGAAAAGCUUGUAAACACGAUAGAGAUUAUCCUUGAAGAUUAGCUGCAGUUGACACAUCGCUGCUGUAUGCAGUAUGGGCGUAUUUCCAUGGCUUGCGCAUGUUCCCGAAGCAACGACCACGAGUUGUACAACAUCUAGCUGUUACUUCAAUACUCAGCAGUUCCCCAUGUUCCUGAAGCAACGGCCGCGAGUUUUACAACAUCUAGCUUGAUAAGAUGUACGUAGUUAAGGCGAGAUCAAGCCUUCUAUUCAAGAUGCGGCUUGCGUAGCUAUCUUAUGUAAUUGCAUGUUAAGUUAUAAAGAGAAUUUUGCCAUGGCAGAAGCGCGUUGUCUGCAUCUAAAAUAGCAUUAUUCCAGAAGUUGUUGAGACUGCAAGAACCGAUACUUCAUAUUUGUUCUUUGGGGCUUACACCGAGGGUGAUAUCACAUACAUGACUGAAAUAGUGAAUAUGUAUAUUACCUUACUCCCAAAACCAAAGGUUGGUGUGGUGACUAUAUAAAAGAUUUAAUGCCCUUGUCAUCAAAAAACCUUGCAAUUGCUUUCGGUGUCAGGGCUUAUGAGAUUUUCAAUGUCACCUUCUAUGGAUGAACCCUAUCAGUCAGAGUGGCACAUCAUUUAUUUUUGGAGUCAUUGUUCUUUCAACAACUUUUUAGUUUUUGAUGCCAAGCAACCCAUCCUCCAGGCUUCAUUUAUUAUUUGGAUACAUAUAUUUAUGAAUUCAAUUUUCCAAUCUCACCCUACACUUCAUACUAAAAUUUUACUUUUGAAAUUUUAAUAAAGCCCACUUUUAAAGACCAAGUUAGGUUUUGUGUAUGUUUAUUUAUUUACACACAAAGCAUUAUCUUAGUGACUGGAAUUUUUAUAGUAACGGUAUAGGUCAUAGAAUUGAAUAUUUCGAAGUGUAUAGACCUAUAGGUUCAUUGUACGUAAUGGCAUACUAAAUAUGCCUUUUGUGAGAUCAACAAUAAUGCUAAACGCUCCGAAGUCCCAUACUGAAUCGCUUCACGGGUACUGUUAUUGACACAACAUAGAAUAUCACAACAAAAGCAAUUGACAACACGUUCAAUCAGCGCUAUAUUGUCAUUCUAUAGAUCAAGAAGUUAAUGGCAUAUCAACCAAUAUUGCACACUCAUCGAUCUAUAAAAAUCGAUCAUUGGUAUAUAAUCAAAUUAUGGAGGUAGGGGUAAUUACCUCGUCUCGGUUCACAAUCAAGUUUCCACCAUUAAGCGUGAUAUUGGUGAAUGAAUUUUAUUAAGAUUUGUUGACAAGAUACUGAUAUUUCUGAACUGGAAAUAACCAGACAAGUGUGUUUUGUAAAUGAACUAAACACCCGUGAUGUGUAAAAAUGGGAUCAAGUUCCUUUAAUAAACAUGGCUUAGAUAUUUGAUCUUACAAAUAAAAGACUCGAACUUUGUGACAGUAUAAGGAAUAAUUAAAGUCGACUUAAGAGGUUGUGAACAAUCGUUGUAAACCAUCGAUAAAGGCAUUUCGUGAUCUGAAUGUAUACUUGCUAAUAACAUGUACAAUAUGGUAUUUGAGACAGUGUAGUGAACAUGUACUGUAUUGUGUUCCAUUGUUAAUAAACAAGAAGUAACAUAUAUGGCCACCCUUGUUUAAACCAUUGUUAACCCGGGUUAUUAAAUUUCAAGUUUGUAGUUUCACAAAUGUGUAAUUGUAUCAGAGUUGAUUGAAGUAUUUUUAAAGUAUAUAUUGGAUUAUAUGAUGUAUCCUGGCAAUAUGAGGAGAAUAUCUGGUAGCACUACACCAUUCACUAUUUCUGGUGAGGCGUAUAAUUACGAGUCGUCGUCUUACAGUGACAGUGGUGAUUCUGUUCAAAUUAUGAAUCUGGACACCAUCUUUGAUAGUGUCGAUACACCAGGAUUAAACAUAUGGCGAGUACAUAGCAAUGACUUGGAACCAGUUAAAGAGAAUGAUCACGGUUUCUUUCAUGAAGAAGCGGUGUAUGUUUUAUUGAAGAUUGAUGAUGAUGGUUCGGCAUAUUUACAUCACUGGCGAGGGAGAUUAUCUACUAAGGUUGAUAAAGACAGAGGUCAUGAUAGAUGUAAUCAAAUAGAUGAACAUUUUGGUGGAGCGCAUGUUUUCUCAUUUGAGUUUCAAGGCCACGAGUCUUCAUGUUUCAUGAAAUUGUUUCCCGAAGGAUUAGUAUACGUUGAAGGGAAUCCAAUAACUAUUCCCCGUCGAGCCGCCAAGUACCAUAAAAGAUUGUAUACCAUAGAUGGAAGAGAUUACAUUAGAGCCCAAUGUGUCGAACCGUAUGUUGAAGAACUUUCUUCCUUGGGAGCGGCUAUAUUGGAUGGUUUCCCGCGUUUUUAUGUUUGGAUUGGAGAUCAGUGUCCUUACCCUACAAGAGUAAAGGCGAUUGACCUAGCAAGAAAAAUGAGGAAUACACAAAGAAAGGGGCAAGUGCAUAUUGUAGUCAUUGAUUCUACAGAUUUAGCAGCACAAAAAUCAUUUCUGAAAAAGCUAGGAUUGAGGGGUGAUAUAGCUGUUAAAGCGAUCGACUGUUCUAAUUACCACGAUAGUCAAACUAAAGUUGUUCUUCACAGAUUAAGCGGGAGAAAAGUUUUGUAUGACAUGCCAGUAGUUUCCAAAAAGCCUUUAGAUCAAAAAUACUUGGUCAGGACAGAUGCUUACCUGUUAGAUCGUGGUCCGGAGAAACCUGUAUACGUCUGGGUGGGUCAUUUGGCAGCAUCACGCGAUUUAGCUGAAGCAGUUACUAGAGGAAUGAUAUUCAGUAAUUACCACAGCUAUCCCAGUCAUAAGUCGAUGUGUAGAGUUAAAGGGGGAUGGGAAACGGACGAAUUUAAGCAGAGUUUUAUUAACUGGCAUAAUUAUUAUAUCAAAUCAGCAAACACACCCAGAUGUUCUACUAGUAUCAGUAAAAAAAGUCGCACCAUACCGUCUAGAUCAGAAUAUAGAUCAUAUUAUGAUGUAAGAAGUGAUGGUAUAAUAAAUGAUGAUAAACAUAUUGUAGAAGAAACAGAAGAAUCAACAGAGAUAUGGAAAAUAAUGGAUGAUAAUUUAGAAUCGGUACCUUGGGAUAGACAGGGUAUAUUUACAAAUGGAUCAUGUUAUUUAGUUUUACACCAUAGACUUACAGCAGGAAUAUUAAGACAUACAUUAUAUUACUGGUUGGGUAAAAAUUCUAGUUUAAAAGAACAACAAUCAGCAGUUAAAUUGAGUCAAUCCAUGAAUUAUUCUCUACAAAAUACAGCAACAGUGAUUAGAAUUCUUGACGGCAAAGAAUCACCCCAUUUUCUAGCAGCAUUACAACAUAGUAUGAUAGUGUAUGAUAGUACAGUUAAAAUAACUUGA
Messenger RNA from Patella vulgata (common limpet), 9657 nucleotides. Its product is annotated as villin-1. Gene Ontology annotation, biological process: actin filament severing; barbed-end actin filament capping. NCBI's taxonomy places the organism in Eukaryota, Metazoa, Mollusca, Gastropoda, Patellidae. Gene Ontology annotation, molecular function: actin filament binding; phosphatidylinositol-4,5-bisphosphate binding. The transcript has 60 exons. Bases 8041 to 9657 code for a protein of 538 amino acids. The record is from RefSeq and is a predicted model, not a curated record.